Brienomyrus brachyistius is the source of this 931-nucleotide messenger RNA. RefSeq names its product guanylin-like. Bases 180 to 512 code for a protein of 110 amino acids. The transcript has 3 exons. Gene Ontology annotation, molecular function: guanylate cyclase activator activity. Lineage: Eukaryota; Metazoa; Chordata; Actinopteri; Osteoglossiformes; Mormyridae. The record is from RefSeq and is a predicted model, not a curated record. Gene Ontology annotation, cellular component: extracellular region.
UUCACAUCCUCUUUAGUUAUCACAAAGCUAAAUAUUCCUUCAUUGAUUGCUUCUUGCUCUUUAAUAGGUUACUUAGUAGCCCACUUGGGGGGCUUUAUAUAUUGCUUAGGGUCCCGACAAAGCUUUGCCAUAUUUUGUUCUCCUGAGUCCAGUGUGGUGCUGUGAGCUUGUUCCUCAGAAUGAGAUCGGCUGCUGUGUCUGUGCUCCUCGCCUCCUGCUUUAUCUGGAGCACAAUGGGCGUCAGAGUUUGGGAUGGAGAGCUCAGCUUCACCCUGGAAUCUGUCAAGCUCCUGAAAGAACUGAUGGAUGAUGGCGAUGCUGUGGACAGCAGUCCACAACUACUGAAGAGUGACCCAGUUACUGCCUGUGCCGACCCAAGGCUGCCUGUGGAAUUUCAGUCCGUGUGUCAGGACAAGAGCCCAGGGGCAGUCUUUACUAGGCUGGUGAAUGUGCUGAGAGACCCUUACCUGUGUGAAAUAUGCGUCAAUGUCGCAUGUACUGGAUGCCUGUAGCAUUUCCACCGUGUACCCACUUGGCUGUAAGGUCUUAACAAGCUCGGCCAGGGAGCGUUAGGAGAUUGUGUUAAGCAAAAACAUGCAUCUAAAAGGUCUCACCUCUGUCUUCACUUGAAAUAUGGUUGUGCAAAGGCAGGAUUUCGAACACUGAUUUGAUCCUUUUGAUUUGAUCUUAAAGUUAGAUUUUCAAAGAACUGUAUGUCUUUACAAUCAAAAUAAUAAAUGCAUUUUUUCAUUAAGUAAAAAUGUUGUUUGAUAUAUUCAUAAACUGUUUUUUUAUGUGACUUUAACUGUACUCUUCAGUAAACUUUGGAUAGUAUAAUGAGUUUGCAUAUCAGGACAGUGCCCUCUAGUGGUUCUCAUUCAAUGCCAGUGACAUCAUCUUAAGACUUGAAAAAAUCGAUGUAAUCUCAAAU